UUCGGGACAGUCUGUGUGGGUCGGGGUCGUUUUUGUUCAUGUGUAACUUUGAAGGGGCCUGAUUUUUUAUUUUUUUUUCACCCCAAGAUUUUUUAAAUCAACUUUAGCUUUCCACCAUCGACUGACAGGCCUGCAGAAUGGCGGACUGGAAGGCACAGAUAAAUUACAACUAUAACCCAUCUUACCAUGCCUACGCUUACGGCCUCAUGUACCAGCCCGGAUCAGAACAAAACCAAGUUAAUACGUCUUCUUGGGCCGAUUCCGGAUUCACAGAUCUGGGUAAUUACACUUCGACCCAGGGCUACCCUCCCGCUAGCGCCGCACCGAAGAGCCCCGAGCGGUCUCCGCCGGAGAGCCCGGAGCCGCACGCCUACAGCGGCCACGGCCAAUACCAAAGCACCGGGCUGGUCUACCUCGGUGAUAGUGAGGCAAGCAGACUUCGUUUAACGGGACAAACUCGUGAAAAUGAGGCCAGACGGACUGGAAGUGACUCCGCCAGCGACUCUGAGCCGCAAACUUCACCAGAUUCCUGGAGCUGUGGCAGUAGUGGUGAAGGCUGUCCCCCUCAGGCUGACCCUGCCACAUGGGCUCACAAGGUUGACCUGGACGAUGAGACCAGCAGCAGAAGUCCUGACUCUAAUGAAGACGUUCCCAAUAACGAGGAGCCCCAAACCUACCGCAUUCUUGGCAAUGAGGCUGCUAAUAUUACAACCACUUCUGCACCUUUAAUCGCCCCAAAGAAUCAAAGCACUACCAAAGGGAAGGUCCGGGCCUCUUUCUCAGAGAGCCAGAUGAACACUCUGGCUCAGCGCUUCAAUGUGCAGAGGUACCUCACUCCAGCAGAAAUGAAAAAUUUGUCAGAAGUUACAGGACUGACCUACAAACAGGUGAAGACGUGGUUUCAGAAUCGAAGAAUGAAGCUUCGAAGACACCAGAAGGACAACAGCUGGGCAUCAGAGCGGUACACUAUUAAGGACAAUACAGGACAAGGGGCUGUGUUCACUAACCUCUCCUCGCACAUGCAGUCUUACGAAGGACAGAACAGACCGGUGCUGAACCAGCAGGUGAUUGAGGCAGCCUUGAAGAAAACUGCAACCCCGAAUCUGGCCUUUUACCUGGCUGCAGUGGGAGGAGCAACUGGGUCUACAGGUUACCCCGCCUGGUCAUCAAACGCCCAAAAUGCCCUGCAUGGUAGACAUCAGGCCCCGAGCUGGUCCUUGCCU
Molecule: messenger RNA, 1223 nt
Organism: Boleophthalmus pectinirostris (great blue-spotted mudskipper)
Lineage: Eukaryota; Metazoa; Chordata; Actinopteri; Gobiiformes; Gobiidae
Gene: nanog
Product: nanog homeobox
Exons: 4
Biological process (GO): regulation of transcription by RNA polymerase II
Molecular function (GO): DNA-binding transcription factor activity, RNA polymerase II-specific; RNA polymerase II cis-regulatory region sequence-specific DNA binding
Source: RefSeq, a predicted model, not a curated record